Messenger RNA from Desarmillaria tabescens, 2018 nucleotides. RefSeq lists its product as uncharacterized. Lineage: Eukaryota; Fungi; Basidiomycota; Agaricomycetes; Agaricales; Physalacriaceae. The transcript is spliced from 6 exons. The record is from RefSeq and is a predicted model, not a curated record. Bases 120 to 1742 code for a protein of 540 amino acids.
GGUUCCAUGAGCAAACAUUAUGCAGUGCUGAGCAAUUUUCUUAUUCCGAAUGAUGUCGGCGGACGAAAACAUUCCCACGGUCCUUCUUCCCAGAAGCAUCAAAAGGGCCCUUGGGCCGGAUGGACCUCCUCCCUACCGUCGUCCUCGUCGUCUCCAACACCAUGGGAUUUCUCACUUCCUUCCACUACUCAUCAAAGUCGCACGCCGUCGUCGUCGCCGAUGAACCAGAGUCGUCACAGCCGGGCCCCCAAGUCGAUUCACCGGCAGGACCUCUGUCCAUCAGUCCGAAUUCCGAAUACCAGUUGUGUAACCAGCAGUCCGUAUCGGCCCAUGUGAUGUCGAGCGAGGAGCUGACAGUUGAGAUAACGCCUUUCCCGAUGGAAGAGACGGCACCCCCUCGGACGAAGCAGCGUCACUUAUCAUUCCAUCCGUUUGCGCGACGCCGGCGUAAUCAUACCGACCACAAACGGUCGCUGUCGGCUGCGGAGGAACACGAGAAGAAGGUUAAUGCCUCGUCGGCGGCACUGUCUAAGCACUUCCUCUUGUCGUCCAAGGCGAGGUCAGACAAACGGGCCAAACAGUCGGCGGAGGUCGUACGCGCUCUCAUCGUCGGACAAGGUGGCAGAUCAGUCAAGAGCUCUCCAGCCAAGCCUCUAGUAAGUCAGGUCAAGUCUGAGCUUAUGAAGCCCAAGACUGCCAACAAGGUCAUCGCGCAUCUCCGUGACCUCUCAGUUGAGGACCUGGCAUCCCAGGUUUCGCCACCGCCGCGUCGGAAGAAGGGCCCUAUACGUGCUGUCUGCCUUGCCAACACUGAUGAGCAAGAACAUGAACUUCACUUUGCUCACAUCAAUUCCGACGCCGGGGUGUCAGAGGAACAGACGUUCGGCGAGUUCAGCGUAGCCGCGGCAUCAGCCGACAAGCUAUCUCAAAUGUUUGACGAAAUGCAUAUCGUCGAUCUCAUCCGGUCUCCCGACCUUGGGUUGGGUCAACCAGGUGAUGGGGAGGGUCUCUUGGCUGGAGCAGUUCCCACUGCUGAGACGGUUCUCAACGGUAUACAGCAGAUAACACCGCAGCUGAUGGCUCUAGGAUAUGCAACAGGCAAAGCAGUACUUCCUGAUCAUACAGGCGUGUAUCCUCCCACUGACAGGAUGUCUGUCUUGACUUACUGGUGGGGCCUUGAGGUCGCACUUCCACCUCCAACGUUGGCUUAUCUAGGCAACGUCCGCUCAAUAUCUAAUGCCAUUGUCAAUUUUAUGUCUGCUUUGGCGUUGGUCAACAACGGCGCGCGGGAGAUCCUGCCUUUUGUUCGAUACAUCUCUCAAUUCGUCGACUUUGAAUUCAACGCCAUCAAGGAACAGGAUAAAGGUCGCGGAGUUGUCUGCGCUGCAACUUGGAUCAUGCCUGCAGCCAUGGUGCCACGGUCGUGGGAUUUCAACCCGCCACCCGUAGGUCUAAUAUCCUCGGCAGAAACAUCAUCGCAGGAGGAUUCAGAAUCACAGGAGCAAGACGAGUCAGAUACAGGUCCCGUUACGCCGGUAUCUCCUAGCCCACCGAGCCAGGAACCUCCCGCAACGCCCGUUCCUCUGCCCAUUGUCACGCCCACAGCUGCUGAUACGCCCGAGAAGCCCAAGACGGCAGUAGCACAUCUGGUCCCGAAAGUCAUGGUCACCGCGUCAUCUCCUUCUCCUGAAUCCAUCGCUCCUCGUGCGUCCCCUGCUGCGCUGGUCACACCUAUGGUAUAAGAUGCAUUUGUGAAUGACUUUCAAUGACUUUCCUUCCAUCUCUCAUGACCUAUUAUGAGCAAUGAUCACGAUUUUAGUACGAUUAUGAAUGUCAGUGACAAUUUGAUACCACCGCAUAGCGUUUAUUCGCGUACAUACCUAGGUUUAUUGUUUCACGUCUUUAAGUAUGCAGGGGAUUCAAUUAUUCAUCACUUUAUAGUAGUAGCAUAAUUUUAUUAUCGAGAAUGGACUUGGCAUGACUUAUAUUUGCACGAGUUGAUGCUCCAAGAGCAGAGC